AUGCACGGGUGGCUCAGUAGGGCGAAGCUUCGCGCAUUCGACGGAAACAAGUUGGACAAGACAACGAAAGGGCAGGGACUGGCUUACUACACCAGGAAUGAUCGCUUUAUUCUAGAGAACUACCCCAAGUGGUUAGAAACCUACGCUGAGAACGAGAAGUCUGAAGAAAAUUGCAGGCGUGCUCUGGAACGUCUACUUCAGCACCGUUCCUACUCUCCUUCGAAAAUCUACAACAUGGACGAAACGGCCAUUCAUUUCGACAUGCCGCCAUCACGAACUGGGCUAUUAAAGGACGAAAAGGGUCUGAUAUAA
This is a messenger RNA of Phytophthora nicotianae INRA-310, 312 nucleotides long. RefSeq lists its product as hypothetical. NCBI's taxonomy places the organism in Eukaryota, Oomycota, Peronosporomycetes, Peronosporales, Peronosporaceae. The record is from RefSeq and is a predicted model, not a curated record. The coding region runs from base 1 to 312 and encodes 103 amino acids. The transcript has 4 exons.